Molecule: messenger RNA, 534 nt
Organism: Prorocentrum cordatum
Lineage: Eukaryota; Dinophyceae; Prorocentrales; Prorocentraceae
Source: the annotation of a GenBank genome assembly
AUGGGGCAGGCUUGCUCGGGUGACCGGGAUGAAGAGGGGCAGUUAUGCUUGAGCGGUCGCAACGGGACCAUGCCUGUGAGGACUCCAAGGAGUCCAAGCACAAUGACUGCUCGAGACUGGCUGGAGCGCUUCGAGCAAGAAGUCGGGCAGGUGCCGACCGUAGGUCAGCUCAUUAAUUUUGUCAAGGAGCGCCUCGGUGAGAUUUCAGAGCAGGCUGCGGAGGCAUGCCUCCGCUUGAGGAACCAGAAGGUUACCGAAGGGGGCUCGAGCAUGAGCCACAUAAAGGACAACGCCCAUGAAGUGGACAUGGUCACGCCGAUGUCUAUCGUGAUCUUCGGUGCGACGGGGGAUCUCGCAAAGAAGAAGCUGUAUCCUGCUGUGUACCAGCCGGCGGAUGUUCGGAUGCCCUGGCGCGCCGCUGGUGCCACAAAACGCGAACGUGGUGGGCUACGGACGCUCUCCUGUCGCGCUCGACGACUUCUUGGCGAAGCAGUGCGUCAACGUCAAGGGAGGCCAUCCUGCUCUUUCUGCUGA